AUGUCAUCACGAUCUUCUUCCCCCUUAAAUAGGCCAGCAUCUGCCAGCUCACAAAUAGGGUUCAACAAGAAAGAAAGUGAAAUGCUUACAGCUCGAAAAGAAGAGCUAUCGGCUCUUCGUACAUCCAAAUUAAUUGAAUUGUAUUGCGUAUCAAGGAUAGAUGAUGUGAUUAGAAUUACAGAUGGAGAUCAAUUCAAAGAACAGAUAGAUUCAUUUCUGGAAAAAAAUGACAUCAAGAAAGGCAUGCGGUUCCAACCAAAUACCCUCCCAAUACCGACAUGUGUACAAUUACAAACGUUGACGGAAAACCAUCGCUCCAAGUCAGAUCCAUCAAGGCUCUCCACUAUGAAUGAAACAAGGAAAAGAAGUAUUGCCGCGGCAAAAGAUCAUGCCCUACCAAUAAUUAAGAAAACUAAGAGUCAAAGUACUGGGGAAAUUGAACAGAGGACAAUUAUUAAGGAAGAAAUACCAGGUAUCGAAAGAUCCAUGAUUAAGCUUGAUAAAGCUGUAAAGGAUACAAAAAAGCCGGUUUCAAUUGAGACCAGCGUACAUGUAAAUAAGAAUGAGAGUGCAAAGAGGCCGAUUUCAAAAAUUGAACAAGUCGAUGAGGAACCCUUAAAGAAAAAGACUAAAUCCACUUUUGACGUCGACUUAAGAAAUAAAGAUGGUAGAUCUAUGGACCGUAGCCCUUCUCCCAUGCCUGUGCACGAAAACUUCAAAUAUCCAUCAUAUUCAGCUGAAUCAAGCACAUAUCCUGCUAAUACAACUCCUAUAGACACAGCCAGAAAAUAUCGAAACAAAUUGGCGAUUAAACUUACAAAAAGGCCAGAAAAUGUAUCAGAUUUCUAUAUUGAAAAUAACAUAAAUUCCAAAGAUCAAAUCUACCUGCUAUUAAAGGAAAAUGCCCCAUCAAAAGUGGCGCAAGGAAUACCGUUGGCGGAACUAAAGUACAUGGCACAGACUCUACCGUUGGUUAAUCUAAUACCUAGAGCACACAAGGUUUUAACGACCGAUAUAAUGAAUGAUGCAUUAAAUGAGGCGAGGAUAACAGUGGUAAGUUCAAGAAUCGAGGAAUUGAGAAGGUUGGGUCUUUGGUCGUUGAGACAACCCAUAAAAUUUGUUGAUCCAUGGAACCGAAGUGCAACUCACCGUUCUAUAUUAUUAGACGAAGCAAAAUGGAUGUAUGAAGAUUUCAAGGAGGGGCGCCAGUAUAAAAUUGCAAUAUGCACCACAAUUGCUCAGGGGAUAAUGGAUUAUUGGAAUUAUGGUAAGGUAUGCUGUGUCAAUGUAAAGCCUCAUACGUUUGAGAAUAAUGAAUUUAUAGACAGAGGACAGGAUACAGAUGCUGUUGAAAAUGAUGAUAAUAAGAGUAACGAUGUGGUGGAAUUAGAAGUUGAAACCACAGAGACCAUCACAGCUGCUGAAGAAGUUGAAGGAAAUGUAACUCCCCGUGAAGAUACAAUAGAAUCCCAAGAAAAAGAAGAUAAAGAAGAGAAAGAACAAGAGGAAGAGGAAGAGGAAGAGGGAGAAAACGAGGGAGAACAAGAGGAGGAAAAUUUCAUUGAUAUAAGUCUUUUACUCAAAAGACCAGACCCUACAUCAGAGAUUCUUCCUCACACAUUUCCAACUGAGAUACAGCCGGAAGAAUAUAAAGCAAUUUUAAAUUCUAGAGAGAGCAACCCAUUCAAAUUGAAUGUCAACGGAAAGGACUUAACACUAACUGAAAAUAAUAUAGCAGAAGGUUUCCCUCUUUACUCAGGAAUUCCUACGUCAGAGGAAAGGCUAGAUAAUAUUAAUAACUUACCUUUUGCUACCAUCUCCAAAUCUAUAAUGACACUAGAGGAUGAUGGGUUUUAUAAAUUGGUAGAAAGACAAGUAAUUGAUGAUGAACAAUCUCUGGUACAGCUAAGUAAAAGAAGAGGAAUGUUCUAUGGAAAUAGAAGAAGCCAUUAUCUUAGACCGCCUCCAGUUCCAUCAUUACGUUAUUUACAGAAUCGUACGCCGACAAUUUGGUUGCCUGAAGAUGAUCAAGAAUUGGUCAAGAAUAUUAAUACUUACGCCUAUAACUGGGAAUUGAUCAGUGCACAUAUGACUCAUAGAUCGACCAGGUCAUAUAUGUCUAACAUCGAAAGAAGAACGCCUUGGCAAUGCUUCGAAAGAUUUGUACAACUUAAUGAACGCUUCAAUUUUAAUGAUUUGAAAGGUCCAAGGGCACACAAUGCACAACAAUGGCUUAUGGAAGCUCAUAAAUUUCAACAAAGGCAAAAUAGAAGAAUUUCUCCCUUGGGUGUUGGAACUGAAUCCAUUCAACGAGGGCAUAAGAGACUUCGUUGGGCAAGCAUGUUUGAAGCAAUGAGGAGAUGUAUCAAGAAAAGAGAAAAUGCUCCUCGUCCAAACCCUACUCAACCUAGAAAACCUUUGGAUACCAAGAAUAUGAAAGUUCCAACUCCUGCAGAAAUGUCACAGCUAAAGGCACAAAGAGACGAGUCCUUGCGGAGAGAUAUUCAACUGAGAAGAAGUGCUAAGAGUAGAUUACAGCAAAAGCAAAUACAGGCCGCACAGCAAGUGCAACCUAGGGCAAACUCGAGGGUCCCUUUAAAUAAUAAACCAGAUUCAUCGAGUAAUACACCAACACCGGUACAAAAGAGUGCAGAUCCCCAAGCUGCAGUAGGAACAACGCAUCCAUCAGAACGUGAAAUUAUAGAAUCAUACUCUAGGAAAAUUUUAGCUCAAAAACCAGAGCUGUCCCUGGAAACUGCACUUAAGGCAGCAGAAAAUUACUAUAAAUCGUUUAAGGAGCAACAAAUGCUAAUGGUACAACAACAAAAACAGCUGCAGCAACAGCAACAGCUCUCAGCUAGAAAUAGCGUAAAAAAUAAUGACAAGCAAAAUCCAAAAGUAAAUAUACAAACCUCGCCAAAUGUUAAUAAUAGUGGGGUUUCAUCAAAAAUUCAAUCUCCUACCCCCGGUGAAAUUUUGCAAAGGCUUCAGAAAUGA
Molecule: messenger RNA, 2997 nt
Organism: Kazachstania africana CBS 2517
Lineage: Eukaryota; Fungi; Ascomycota; Saccharomycetes; Saccharomycetales; Saccharomycetaceae
Gene: EAF1
Product: Eaf1p
Exons: 1
Coding region: 1-2997 (998 amino acids)
Source: RefSeq, a predicted model, not a curated record